Gastrolobium bilobum is the source of this 1388-nucleotide messenger RNA. RefSeq names its product chalcone synthase 4-like. Bases 78 to 1247 code for a protein of 389 amino acids. The transcript is spliced from 2 exons. The record is from RefSeq and is a predicted model, not a curated record. Gene Ontology annotation, molecular function: acyltransferase activity, transferring groups other than amino-acyl groups. Gene Ontology annotation, biological process: polyketide biosynthetic process. Lineage: Eukaryota; Viridiplantae; Streptophyta; Magnoliopsida; Fabales; Fabaceae.
UUCUAUUAGUAAAGUAAAGUACUAUUUCAGUUCAUAUAUUUGCUAAUUAGAAGCUUAAUUUGAGAGAAGAAGAAAAGAUGGUGAGCGUAGCUGAGAUCCGAAAGGCUCAAAGGGCAGAAGGUCCAGCUAACAUCCUUGCCAUUGGCACUGCAAAUCCACCAAACUGUGUUGAACAGAGCACCUAUCCCGAUUUCUACUUCAGAAUCACUAACAGCGAGCACAAGACCGAGCUCAAAGAGAAAUUCCAGCGCAUGUGUGACAAGUCUAUGAUCAAGAGGAGAUACAUGUACUUAACAGAAGAGAUCUUAAAGGAGAACCCAAACGUUUGUGCUUAUAUGGCACCUUCUUUGGAUGCAAGGCAAGACAUGGUGGUGGUAGAGGUACCAAGACUAGGAAAAGAGGCUGCAACCAAGGCCAUAAAAGAAUGGGGUCAGCCAAAGUCCAAGAUUACCCACUUAGUGGUCUGCACAACAAGUGGUGUAGACAUGCCAGGUGCUGAUUACCAACUCACUAAACUUCUAGGACUUCGCCCAUAUGUGAAGAGAUACAUGAUGUACCAACAAGGAUGCUUUGCUGGUGGCACGGUGCUUCGUUUGGCCAAAGACUUGGCUGAGAACAACAAAGGUGCUCGUGUCCUUGUUGUAUGCUCUGAGGUUACUGCUGUCACAUUCCGUGGUCCAAGUGACACUCACCUUGACAGCCUCGUUGGUCAAGCUUUGUUUGGGGAUGGAGCAGCUGCUAUCAUUGUUGGUUCUGACCCAAUUCCUGAAAUUGAGAAACCUUUGUUUGAGUUAGUUUGGACUGCACAAACAAUUGCUCCAGACAGUGAGGGAGCCAUUGAUGGUCACCUUCGUGAAGUUGGGCUAACAUUUCAUCUCCUUAAAGAUGUUCCUGGGAUUGUCUCAAAGAACAUUGAUAAGGCUUUGGUUGAGGCCUUCCAGCCAUUGAACAUCUCUGAUUAUAACUCCAUCUUUUGGAUUACACAUCCAGGUGGACCUGCAAUUUUAGAUCAGGUUGAGCAAAAGUUGGGCCUGAAACCUGAAAAGAUGAGAGCCACAAGAGAGGUGCUUAGUGAAUAUGGUAACAUGUCAAGUGCAUGCGUUCUGUUCAUUUUGGAUGAAAUGAGGAGGAAAUCCGUUAAAGAUGGACUUAAAACUACAGGUGAAGGGCUUGAAUGGGGCGUGCUCUUUGGCUUUGGACCCGGACUUACUAUUGAAACUGUUGUUCUGCGCAGUGUGACUAUCUAAAAUGCCUAAUUAUUUUAUUAAAUUACUAUGCAUUACUUUGCAAACUCGCUUAAUGGCUUUGUAGCAAAAAAAAAAGAACUCGUUGUGAGUUUGUUUGAAACUGAAUAAUAGCAAUGGUGUUGCAAUAUCUCUGACCAAAUU